Molecule: messenger RNA, 1800 nt
Organism: Paracoccidioides brasiliensis Pb18
Exons: 2
Coding region: 1-1800 (599 amino acids)
Source: RefSeq, a predicted model, not a curated record
AUGUCUGGAUCCAAUCCUUUCCGCCAUAAGAAACCCAACCUCCAAUCUGCCCCGCAGCUCUCACGACGCCAGCAGCCACACCCGGCACCAUCAUCAGUCCACAACGGGCAAGACAACAAAAGCACGCCAAGUGGCCCCGCACUAAAGAUAUAUGACGAAGACCCUUCUCGAUCACCUCCGCUCCAGAAAUCCGCCCGCAACGCUUCUCCAACUGUCCCGGCCCAGGCAUUAUUACACCCCAGCGCCAGCGAUCACUCAGCUCAAGCCAAUACUACGGCCUCGUGUCCCAGCCACAGCUCGUAUCCUCACGGUUUGCCAUCCCCUCUAUUGGGCGAUGAUGAGAGCCCGCGUUCUGAAGAUCCGUUUAAUCCGGAUGCUUCCGGGAGCGGGAGUGACGGUGAAGAUGUACUAGAUGGUGAAGAACCGAUGAUGUCGAGGAUGGGAGAAGAGGUUCGUCGUCGUCGUCGUCGAUCAAUAGAGACCGGUGGUGCCGCGCGUUCUGCAUUCUCUACUGCACGGGAGCCUGCUACACCGCGGGGAAAUGGUGAUUCGACGACAAUGCCCUCUUCAGGUCAGACGGGAAAGAGGGCGACGAUGGAUGUUGAUGCUUUUACGAGAAUGCUUAUGACUGGAGAUAUGGGGAAUGCUGGAGCGGGAAAGGAACCUUCUCCUAUGACACGCUUGCCAUCACAGACCAAGCAUGGGCUACCCUUCAGCAGCGACAGCAGCAGCAAUACAGACACAGCACCUGCUGCAUCAAAGCGGGCUCUUUUUGACCGACGCCAUUUACCGCAGUUGGAAACCUCGCGGACUUCCCAUGAAAUGUCGAUAUUGGAGGCUGAUGAGGAGCGGCGAGAACUUGCGGCCUUGACCAAACCCGCGGAACGGCACAAGCCUCCUCCCCCAAAGCCAAGGCGUGGGAAGCCCAUCGAGCACAACACCGGGCAGGCGUCCCCUCUGGCCAAUUCGUCCAUAAGCAACCCCUCCGCAUCGCCCAUUACAUUAUCGAUCUCAUCUCCAGCGCUCCUUCAACAAUCAAGGAUUGAUGUCAACAAGCCUCUGCCCCAGCCACUGGUUGAUAAUGUAUUUUCAUCAAUGACCACAAAAGAUUCUGAUAAAGGCGCUGAUGGCGCAUCUCCGCUGCUCCAGCACAAACGUCCACCUACACCCCCUUUAACCCGACGACACAGCCAGAUGAAAUCCAACAAAUCCGACCUCUCAAGAGAGAAUUCCUCAAGAUUCUCCAUGGUAUCUCCUACUACUAAUAACAACCUCUUAAACACACUGUCAUCCACCCUAAAGAGUCCACCGCCCCUCCCAUCCCGAAGAAAAGAUCGCGAAUCGUCCACAUACUCCUCCUCCGACGCAACACUCCUACCAUCACCCCAAGAACAACUGCACUACACACAGCGGCAGCGAAGUGAUUCUUCAAAGGAAGACUCUUCAGACAAAUCCAGUCUCCGCAGCGUGGAGACCAUCUCGGCAAUUUCUAACAAACGCACUUCACACGGUCCACCCCGGCUACCCCCCCCUAGGCGAGGAGGUGGGAGUGGGUGUAGGGCUAGUCUGGACGAGAUACGGCCUCUUGCGUUUUCAGUUGAGGAUUCUCCAACGAUAUCGGCAGCAGCAGCGACCGAUGCGGCGACUCGGACGAGGAACAACAUAGAAGUUAGCAAGCGAGCAUCUCUCGAUAUACCUCCCCAGUCACAUGCUACUGACAUACUGGCCGAUUUGUCACGGUUGAAGAAGGAAGUGGAUGAUUUGCGGGGCCGGUAUGAGGGGCGGCAAGCGAGUUCGUGA